AUGACGCAUGGCUCUGGUAGGUACAGUUCCUUCCCUCAGUUCCUUCCCUCAGUUCCUUCCCUCAGUUCCUUCCCUCAGUUCCUUCCCUCAGUUCCCUCCCUCAGUUCCUUCCCUCAGUUCCUUCCCUCAGUUCCUUCCCUCAGUUCCUUCCCUCAGUUCCCUCCCUCAGUUCCCUCCCUCAGUUCAUUCCCUCAGUUCCUUCCCUCAGUUCCUUCCCUCAGUUCCUUCCCUCAGUUCCUUCCCUCAGUUCCCUCCCUCAGUUCCCUCCCUCAGUUCCUUCCCUCAGUUCCUUCCCUCAGUUCCUUCCCUCAGUUCCUUCCCUCAGUUCCUUCCCUCAGUUCCUUCCCUCGGUUCCUUCCCUCCGUUCCUUCCCUCAGUUCCCUCCCUCAGUUCCCUCCCUCAGUUCCUUCCCUCAGUUCCUUCCCUCAGUUCCUUCCCUCAGUUCCUUCCCUCAGUUCCUUCCCUCAGUUCCUUCCCACAGUUCCUUCCCUCAGUUCCUUCCCUCAGUUCCCUCCCUCAGUUCCUUCCCUCAGUUCUUUCCCUCAGUUCCUUCCCUCAGUUCCUUCCCUCAGUUCCUUCCCUCAGUUCCUUCCCUCAGUUUCCUCCCUCAGUUCCCUCCCUCAGUUCCUUCCCUCAGUUCCUUCCCUCAGUUCCCUCCCUCAGUUCCCUCCCUCAGUUCCUUCCCUCAGUUCCUUCCUUCAGUUCCUUCCCUCAGUUCCUUCCCUCAGUUCCCUCCCUCAGUUCCCUCCCUCAGUUCCCUCCCUCAGUUCCCUCCCUCAGUUCCUUCCCUCAGUUCCUUCCCUCAGUUCCUUCCCUCAGUUCCCUCCCUCAGUUCCCUCCCUCAGUUCCUUCCCUCAGCUCCUUCCCUCAGUUCCUUCCCUCAGUUCCCUCCCUCAGUUCCCUCCCUCAGUUCCCUCCCUCAGUUCCUUCCCUCAGUUCCUUCCCUCAGUUCCCUCCCUCAGUUCCCUCCCUCAGUUCCCUCCCUCAGUUCCUUCCCUCAGUUCCUUCCCUCAGUUCCUUCCCUCAGUUCCCUCCCUCAGUUCCCUCCCUCAGUUCCCUCCCUCAGUUCCCUCCCUCAGUUCCUUCCCUCAGUUCCUUCCCUCUGUUCCUUCCCUCGGUUUUUUUCUCGCCCCCCUUUUUAUCCCCCAUCUGUCUCCUCUGAUUCCUCCCUCUCUUUCCUCCCUCUGUCGCCUCUCACUCUGUUUUCCUCCCUCUGUAUCCUCCCCCUAUAUCCUCUAUCUCUGUUUUCCUACCUCUGUAUCCUCCCUCUUUAUCCUCUCUCCCUUCCUUCCUCUGUAUCUUCCCUCUGGUACCUCUCCCUCUGGUUUCCUACCUCUGUACCCUCUGUCGUCUCUCUCCGUUUCCUCCCUAAGAAUCCUCCUUCUUGCACCUCUCUCUCUGUUUUCCUGCCUUUGUCUCCUUCUGUCGUCCCUCACUGUUUUUCUCCCUCUGUCACCUCUUUCUGUCCCAUGA
Messenger RNA from Closterium sp. Naga37s-1, 1473 nucleotides. NCBI's taxonomy places the organism in Eukaryota, Viridiplantae, Streptophyta, Zygnematophyceae, Desmidiales, Closteriaceae. The record is from the annotation of a GenBank genome assembly.